Molecule: messenger RNA, 1920 nt
Organism: Iphiclides podalirius (scarce swallowtail)
Lineage: Eukaryota; Metazoa; Arthropoda; Insecta; Lepidoptera; Papilionidae
Source: the annotation of a GenBank genome assembly
AUGGUAGAAUAUAUCGAGCGGUGGGGCGUGCCGCCGCCCAAAGACGUCAUACGCCCCUCCACAAUGGGGGUGCUAGCGGCGAGGGGUUGGGCAGGGGUGGAAUCAACGCGAGCGAGUGUGCUCGUCCAUGAUAGUAUUCGGGAUUAUGACAAGUUUUGCAAAGACUCUACGCGACUCCGCUCGCUCGCCUUACGACCUUUCCAACGCGCCUGCGCCGAGCCUGGCCCCUGGAAGCCUCCAUGGCAAGUUCAGUCUGGCUCCAGCCCUCCAGGAGACGUGGCACCAGCUUCCAGAGCUGUGGCAUAUCCCCUUUAUCUAUAUCCUUACCCUUACGUUUUAUAUUAUAAAAGCACCAGUUAUCCUAAGGGCGAGAGGAUGGCAUCCCUAUCCGGACAAAGCACACCCAAACUGACGUCGGCCGUCGGCAACCUUUACUAUGAUUCCAUCCUGCCAUAUCGCGAGGAUGCCAACGCGCAAACCCGGGAGUUCCUGGCGCGUGUGGUCGACGUGCUCCUGGAUUACGUGCAGCAGGUCAAUGACCGCAACGAGAAGAUCCUAGAAUUCAAGAUGCCUGAAGAAAUGCAGAAGGCGCUCGAUCUCCACCUGCCCGAGGAGCCCCUGCCUCUCAAGCAGCUUCUAGAGGACUGCAAGAUCACGUUGAAAAAUCAAGUUAAAACUGGACACCCGCACUUCUUCAACCAGCUGUCGUGCGGCCUGGACAUCAUCUCGCUGGCUGGCGAGUGGCUCACUGCAGCCGCCAACACCAACAUGUUCACUUACGAGAUCGCGCCAGUCUUCAUCCUGAUGGAGAACGUUGUUCUGGAGAAGAUGCGCUCGAUGAUCGGGUGGAAGAGCGGCGACUCUAUCCUCGCACCUGGCGGUUCGGUUUCGAACCUGUACGCGUUCCUGGCGGCGCGCCAUCACAAGUUCCCGCAGUACAAGGAGAAGGGUCUCUCCAGCAUCCCCGGUCAGCUGGUCAUGUUCACGUCCGAUCAGUGCCACUACUCGGUGAAGUCCUGCGCGUCUGUCUGCGGCCUUGGCACGGACUACUGCGUGUGCGUGCCAUCUGACGAGCGCGGGCGCAUGCUGCCAACCGAACUGGAGAGGCUCGUGCGCUACCACAAGGACCGUGGCAACGUGCCUUUCUUCGUUAACGCCACUUCGGGCACCACGGUGCUCGGCGCCUUCGACCCGCUCGUGGAGAUAGCCGACAUCUGCCAGAAGUACGACAUGUGGAUGCACGUUGACGCUGCUUGGGGCGGUGGUUUGCUGUUCUCCAAGAAGUACCGCCACCCUCGUCUGACUGGCAUCGAGAGGGCCAACUCGGUGACCUGGAACCCGCAUAAGCUGAUGGGCACCCUGCUGCAAUGCUCCACCGUGCAUUUCCGUCACGAGGGCAUACUGCUGAGCUGCAACGCGAUGUCCGCCGAAUACCUGUUCAUGACUGAUAAGAUCUACGACCCUCGUUUCGACACCGGCGACAAGGUCAUCCAGUGCGGCCGCCACAACGACAUAUUCAAGCUGUGGCUGCAAUGGAGGGGCAAGGGUACGUCUGGCUUCGAGCGUCUGAUGGACCGUCUGAUGGAGUUGUCCGAGUACAUGGUACGCCGCAUCCGCGAGCAGCCGGACAAGUUCCACCUGAUCCUGGAGCCGGAGAUGGUCAACGUGUCCUUCUGGUACCUGCCGCGACAGCUGCGCGGCCUCCCGCACAACCGCGACAAGGAGAUCAAGCUUGGCAAGGUGUGCGCCAAGCUGAAGGGGCGCAUGAUGCAGACAGGCACUCUGAUGGUGGGCUACCAGCCGGACGACCGUCGGCCCAACUUCUUCCGCAACAUCAUCUCGUCGGCAGCGGUCACUGAGCGGGACGUAGACUUCCUCCUCUCCGAGAUGGACCGCCUCGGCCAUGAUAUCGUCGUCGAC